Messenger RNA from Morus notabilis, 1225 nucleotides. RefSeq names its product protein DMR6-LIKE OXYGENASE 2-like. The transcript is spliced from 4 exons. The record is from RefSeq and is a predicted model, not a curated record. NCBI's taxonomy places the organism in Eukaryota, Viridiplantae, Streptophyta, Magnoliopsida, Rosales, Moraceae. The coding region runs from base 1 to 1089 and encodes 362 amino acids.
AUGGAGUGCCAUAUAUCACAUUUGAAUAUAUAUAUAUAUAUAUCCGCGGCAACAAAGCCAUUACUAUUAGCCGAUCUUGCCUCUGGUAAAAGCCAUAUUCCCUCGAACUAUAUCCGACCAGAAAAUGAUCGACCAAAUCUCAAUGAGGUUGAAUCGUUUGAUGGUAAUUCCAUUCCUCUCAUCGACUUUCAAGGCCUUGAUGGUCCUAAUCGCUUUGAUAUUAUCAACCAGAUUGGUCUUGCCUGCCGAAACUACGGUUUCUUUCAGGUAAAAAACCAUGGGAUCGACGAAGCCGUCGUGAACAGAAUGUUAGAAGUGGCAAGGGAGUUCUUCCACAUGCCGGAAACCGAGAGGGAGAAGAGCUACUCCGACGAUCCGUUCAAGACGACGAGGCUGUCGACGAGCUUCAACGUCAAGACGGAGAAAGUGUCAUGCUGGAGGGACUACCUCCGCCUCCACUGCCACCCCCUGGAGGACUACGUCGCCGAGUGGCCCUCGAACCCACCGUCCUUCAAACCCGACGUCGCCGAGUACUGCCGCAACGUCAGAGGGUUGGUGCUGAGGAUUCUGGCGGCGAUAUCGGAGAGCCUAGGGCUUGAGAAGGACUACGUGGAGAGGGCUCUGGGGAAGCACGGACAGCACAUGGCCAUCAACUACUACCCCAAAUGCCCACAACCCGAAUUGACUUACGGGUUGCCGGGUCACUCCGACCCGAAUGCCAUCACGGUGCUGCUUCAGGAUGACGUGCCGGGAUUGCAGGUGCUCAAGGAUGGAAAGUGGGUGGCUGUCAACCCCAUUCCUAAUACGUUCAUUGUCAAUAUCGGUGAUCAAAUACAGGUUCUAAGCAAUGAUCGUUACAAGAGUGUGCUCCAUCGGGCCGUGGUGAACUGCGACAAGGAAAGGCUAUCCAUUCCAACAUUCUACUGUCCAUCAUAUGAUGCAACAAUUGGCCCGGCCCAGAAACUGAUUGAUUGUGAGGAACCAGCUCACUACAGGAGCUUUACAUAUGGCGAAUACUAUGAAAAAUUCUGGAAUCGGGGCCUUAAGACACAGACCUGUUUGGACAUGUUCAAAACAACUCUUCCUUGACCACACUUUGCAUCCCGUUUUGGAGCUUUUCACCUGUACUAGUAAGAAUAAUAGAAGGUGGAUCAUAUUGGCCGGCCUUAUGUUGCGGAAUUCAUAUUUUAUUAAUGGACAGUGUCCUGUAACAUUAUGUUAAUAU